Molecule: messenger RNA, 1332 nt
Organism: Trypanosoma conorhini
Lineage: Eukaryota; Euglenozoa; Kinetoplastea; Trypanosomatida; Trypanosomatidae
Product: putative small nuclear RNA gene activation protein (SNAP) 50
Exons: 1
Coding region: 1-1332 (443 amino acids)
Biological process (GO): snRNA transcription by RNA polymerase III; snRNA transcription by RNA polymerase II
Cellular component (GO): snRNA-activating protein complex
Molecular function (GO): core promoter sequence-specific DNA binding; RNA polymerase II cis-regulatory region sequence-specific DNA binding; RNA polymerase III type 3 promoter sequence-specific DNA binding
Source: RefSeq, a predicted model, not a curated record
AUGCCGUCCAAGACGGCGCUGGACCCGUUUGCCAUUGCCAUCGACGCCACAAACCGAGUCUCCCUCGCCGCCAUCUCCGCGCAGACCGCGAUCUCCGUCUCCGACCUCCGUCAGCUCAACCCCGGGCUCGACGCACACACCCACCUGGAGCCGCUACCCGUCGGGACGGUGGUCCGCCUGCCUCCACGGCUGGAGCAGUGUGGGGAUCCGUACGGCAACUACUUCACCAUUGGACCCAUGGAAGAGGCGUUGCGUGCACUGGACGUGCGACUAGACGAGCUUGUUGCAAAGGAGCUGGUACAGCUCCCGGCAAUCCCCCCACGAAAAGUCCUCUCCAAGACAGAACGAAUUGUUGGAAAGGUGCGGAAGGAAGGUGAGCGCCAACUAGCCCGCAUUAAGGCAGAGUACACGGAAUGUGGGGAACGCUCAACGGUGUUUCAAUUUCUUGUGGACGUGGAGCCCGUGAAGCAAUUGCAGGGUGAGGUUGAAAACGAAUUUGACGGAGGGAAACUUCACCUGAAGGCACUAGAGAGCGUAAAUCAUGCGACCUUCAGCAGGGGAUGGCGACAUCAGGAGAAUGCUCUCACGGAGGGUUCACGUUGGACUGUGCGAGACGCCAGCGAGGAUUUUUGUUUGGAGGAUCACUCCCAUCGCUGGGAAUUCACCUUCUUUUCGCCGGAUGCGACUUUGGAGGCGCAUGACACUUGGGCCGUGCUUUCUUGCCAGACUCUUGGCACCCUCAUUGAUGCCUUCGAGUGUAGAAACUGUCUGCCUGCAAAUAUGUCUAGGAAUGCCUUUAUUUUUAUCGGCGGUACUUUCUAUGUUGACAAUCGUCACGCCGGGGUCGAAGGUGAAAACUACGACGAUUUGAGCGCCCCAAUCCGUCACUUUCAGCCAAUGGGGGAUGGGGAUUUUGGGAACAUGGAUGCCGUGGCGUUUGGACGAUGUCCUGUGAAGUACAUCACAGAGACCACCGUUGCCGACCUGGAUCUGCGACUCGGCGAAUUUGGCGUCAUGCGGCACAUUGGAUGGUGCAAUCACUAUUUUUACCUAAGUUCGGUAACGAGCCUUCGGGGGCUGGAACGGUGUGAUCGGGAGAAAGGGGCCUAUCCACAGCGUGUCAUGAAGGCGCCUCGUCGCGCCGUGCGGUGCCGCAUGUGCAGACAUUUUCCAGCCACCAUCGUGUGCUACAAGGAUGAGCUUUCACCCUGCAGUCCUUGUCCUUACUGUGUUCCUUGCUUUGAGCUGCUGCACGCAACGGAUGAGGGCGUAGUUGAGGAUGACAAAUGCAUUGUCGUCAAGCACCACGAUGGAAAGUAUUUUUCGUUGUGA